AUGAACGGCAGCCGUGUGGUUGAGGCGUCCCGAGAGUACUAUGAAGACCUGGAACAUUUGCGUUACAGAUGCAUGGAACUCCUUGACGAUUAUCACGAGCCCACCUCAUUCUGGACAUUGGGCGACCCGCCCCCGCCAAAACCCGAGAAGCCCCAGGGCCAGAUCUUCACCGAUAAGCCUUACCGACACUGGCCCUUGGUGCGGGGAGUGUGGGACCCUCUUAAGCACGGCUGGCCUCCGGAAGGGGUCCGGCUCUCCGAUGCCUGGAUGUACCAGGUUUUCAGAUAUAUGAGCAGGAACGAACGCACUACCCGAUACUGGAGUGAGUUCCAGGGGGACGGGGCCAUCCGGGCCAACCGCGUCCCCAUGGGCGAGACCUUCGUGGGUGUCGCGCACGGUCUCGAGUCCUAUCCGGUGUUCAAGGGCUGGUACGUGCUCUGCGGGGGUGCGGUUGCGAAACGAUACAAAACCUGGAUGCUAUCUCCCAGCAGCUAUACCCGAAUUGGCGGCCUGUCUAAUCUGAGCUCCUUGUUCUUUGGUGUCGUCUUCCCUCAGAAAGGACAGAUCCAUAUCCAUCGCGAGGAGCUGAAGGCUCACUACUUCGAGCAUGUGAUGCAUAUUGGGCGUUAUCCGCGGGCCGUUGUCGUGGGGGUCGAGCAGUGGGUUGCCUGCUACAAUGACUACGCGAUCGUCUAUAAUGACAAAUUUCAGGAUUUGCCGUAUCGUAUCGUGUGCUUGCAGCAGCUGGAGCCGCAGUGGACGUGCACCCCUGACCCGAAUUCAGAUCGACUUGAAAUCCGCCAAGGGCCUGUGGUGAAUCCAACCCCCAGUCGAUGGUCCUUCGCACCAGUGCCUCCGGAUUUCCUCGUGCAGUUUUGA
Aspergillus saccharolyticus JOP 1030-1 is the source of this 879-nucleotide messenger RNA. RefSeq lists its product as uncharacterized. The record is from RefSeq and is a predicted model, not a curated record. The transcript has a single exon. NCBI's taxonomy places the organism in Eukaryota, Fungi, Ascomycota, Eurotiomycetes, Eurotiales, Aspergillaceae. Bases 1 to 879 code for a protein of 292 amino acids.